Molecule: messenger RNA, 1086 nt
Organism: Aureobasidium vineae
Lineage: Eukaryota; Fungi; Ascomycota; Dothideomycetes; Dothideales; Saccotheciaceae
Source: the annotation of a GenBank genome assembly
CGGAAACUGAAGUCAUCGCCAGAAAGAAACAGCGACGACGACAAACUUGACNNUAUACACAUCACAAUGAGCCUUUUCGCAACAUCAAGGGCAUUGGCCUUCCGCCCUAGGGCAUUCGCGACCAUCCAGAGCCCGAUCGCAGCAUCAUGGCGCCGCAACUAUGCAACAGAUCCGAAGCAGAGCGGAGGCGCUGGACCCAACAUGAACCAGCAAGAGCACAUCAGCGAGGAGGCGGCAAAGAUUGAGAAGAUUCGGGGAGGCUCGGGACCGGACUUGGAGAUGGGCACACCGGUGCAGGAGGAAGACAAGGAAGCACAGAAGAAUGCACCCCAAGUGCUCAAGGACAGCAUCAAGGCCGGCACGGUCCCUCCCAAGCCUUCGCAAACACGUUCAUUCUCGACAUACGCCCGCCGCAACCAGGGAUUGAGUGAGCACAACGACAGCCCCUUCGACGAGGCCCUUCUCGCAAACACAAACUUUGGUGCUCAGGAGCUCUCUGGACCUGCCACUCCCAUCACUGCUGCACCUGUCGGCCACAAGUUCGGUUUGCCCGCUCUGCCGCUGCCCAGCAAUGCACACAAAGACUACCGCUACGACCCCGUGGUGCGCCAGUUCACCAAUCUGAUGAUGCAGCAUGGCAAGCUUAGUGUCGCCCAGCGCAACAUGUCUACCAUCCUGACGUAUCUGCGCACCCAGUCUCCUCCCAACUACAAUCCCACCCCACCAUCCCACCUUCCUUUGAACCCUGUCCUUUACCUUACACUCGCCGUCGACAGCAUCGCNCCCCUCAUGCGCAUCCGCUCGCAACGCGGUGCCGCCGGUGGUGGUGUCGCUCUCCAAAUCCCCGUCCCAUUGGGUCUCCGCCAACGCCGUCGUACCGCUUUCGAGUGGAUUCUGGACGCCGCUUCCAAGCGCAAGUCGCGCGGCAGUGGCCGUGACAUGUUUGCUCUGCGCGUUGCCGAGGAGAUUGUCGCCAUCAUCGAGGGCCGCAGCUCUGCUUGGGAGAAGCGUACCGGAAUCCACAAGAUUGCCACUACUGCCAGAAGCAACUUGGGCUUUGGCAGGGUUGGUGGUCCGAGAAGGUAG